CGAUCUUGAACGUAGCCAUACUUAAAUGUCAAAAAGUUACGAAGUGGAGUGGAGUGGGGAAGUUUUUGCUUUGUUAAUUUCUUGAAUUUUAAUGUAAAUUAACUUUUCUAAGUGAAUACGCAUAAUUUAAAACCACAAAUGCCUGGAUUAUGACCGAAAUACAAAGUUUAAUAUAAUAAACAGUCGGUAUUUUCUAUCAAGCAGGCAGUAAAUUACUGUCGUACUCACAUCAUAAGUUGCGUGUCAGGAGUCGGAAGAGCUCAGCAAGAUGCCGCGGAAGCUGCUGAAGUUCCUGAUCGUGUUUGACAACACAUCCCUGCUGUACUUCCCGGGACAGUUCCUGUCUGGGAAGGUGUUGAUGGAACUUCAGGAUGACACUCCUGUAUUAGGUCUACAUUUUCAUGUAGUUGGUGAAGGAGUGGUGCGGGUCGGCUCUGGUCGAACAGAAAGACUGUUUGACAAAGAGAACUACAUCGAUUUCAGAAUGAGACUGCUUGGUGAGCCAGGUCAUGGUACGUCAGUACUGUCACCCGGCAUCCACAGCUUCCCGUUCAAGCUGGGUCUGCCCAUGGGCCUGCCAUCAACAUUCCUGGGCACCCACGGCUGGGUCCAGUACUACUGCAAGGCAGCCCUGAGGGAGCCCAACGGCUUGACCCACAAAAACCAACAGGUCUUCAUAGUCAUGAACCCUAUUGAUUUGAAUCUGGAACCUCCUGUUUUGUCGCAAGAGUUCGAGUGCAGCGUAGAACACCGCAUCGGCGUGGGCUGCGUGGGCGCGGGCGUGGUCUCGUGCCGCGUGGCGCUGGACCGAGGAGCAUAUGUGCCGGGCGAGAGCAUCGCGCUCACGGCUACCAUUGUGAAUAACUCACGACAUGCGAUUAAAGCUAGUCGGGCUGCGCUUACUGAGACAAUCCAAUACUCAGCCCACGGCAAGCUAGCAGCCAAGGAGGUCCGUGAACUGGCUGUAUUACGCCACGGCAAGACCCGAGCGGGCGAGGCGGACCGGUGGCGCGGGGAACUGCUGUAUGUGCCGCCACUGCCGCCCACCAAUCUACGGGGAUGUCACCUUAUUACUGUCUCUUAUGAUGUGUUUUUCAUAAUCGAGCCGAAGAGCCUAGAAAAGGAGGUCAAGCUUCAACUGCCGAUCCUCCUCGGGACCUACCCGUUCAGAGACGAGCACGAUGAGGCGCCGCACCCGCCCACGCACUACCCCAGCACGCUGCCCAUCUUCAGACCCUGGCUGCAUGAGAAACACUAGUGUUGUUGUGUGAUGCUAGUGCGGGAAGUGGGCCGUUACAGUCGAGUUAGCGCAUCUUCCGCCCCUGGCUGCACGAGAAACACUAGUGUUGUUAUGUAACAAACGUGCGGAAAGUGGGUCAUUGCAGCCGAGUUAGUGCCGAGGCGAGCACGACGAGUCUUCAUCAUCAUCUUCAACAUCUUCCGGCCCUGGCUGCAUGAGAAACACUAGUGUCGUUCAUUAUAUUACUUAUUUCGCGAUACACAACACGACACUAUUUCGGCGUGCGGCUAGUCGCUUCUCAACUUCAAGCUACAAGUCUUUAGGUAUUUAGUCACUUGCGACACCGACAGCCAUGCGUGCUUUAGCCGCGCGUCAAAAAGCUUCAUUAUAAAUGUAAGAAAGACGCAAUGAUUAGUUUACUCCCAUUACGAGACAUAAGACAAGUCUAUACGAAUGUUGCUAAAAAAUCUUGUGUUGGUUAUGUGGACAAAAAUUACAAACUUACAGAUGAGAUAUGAGUUAAUGAUUUGUUAAAUCAUUAUUAAAGUAUUACACUUUUUUAGUGUGUCCAUCUUCCAGUAUUUAUUCUGGUUCUAAUUAAUUUAAAAAAAUGUAAUAUUAGGAACAAAGUACCUACAUAUCGGUUUCUAUGUAUGUGUAAAUGAUAAUUGGCUUUCUAUUUUCCAUGUGUUUAACUUAGUGACUAUUUUAGCACUAGUGCCAUUUAUAUUUUAUGUCUUAACAUUACUUUAAUCACGUUAAAAAUGUUAAUCUUAAACUUUAUGAUAACUUUAUUAUAAUCUAUUUUUAAGGCUUAUGUACUUACUCGAAUUUGUAUUGGAAAUUAUAUUUUUAUAUGAGCAAGAAUAGCUCAAUAUAUCAUGUAUAAAUCUGAAAAGGUGCCCGGUCUAUAUUGUACAUGUGACGUUAUUUUUUACAAAAUACAUUAGCUUAGUACAUAAUUAUACCUAAUACACUAAAGUAUCACACGAACCUACACUUUUUAAAUACUUUUUGCAAUAUAAUGAAAUGUAUUAUGCCUAUGAGGCCAUUUUGUGUGAACGUAAACUAUUGACCUAGCAUGCGCGCGACAAGUCUUGUCAAAUCAUGUCGUACGCAGUGUGCUAUGCUAGGUCUUCUAAAUGUGCAUUAUUAUUAUAACUAACCUGUGAUAUAUCAAUCCGUCCGAUAUAAAAUAUACACUAUUAAAUUGUAACUAUUUUA
Molecule: messenger RNA, 2464 nt
Organism: Plutella xylostella (diamondback moth)
Lineage: Eukaryota; Metazoa; Arthropoda; Insecta; Lepidoptera; Plutellidae
Gene: Vdup1
Product: arrestin family protein Vdup1
Biological process (GO): protein transport
Cellular component (GO): cytoplasm
Source: RefSeq, a predicted model, not a curated record